Molecule: messenger RNA, 3930 nt
Organism: Oncorhynchus tshawytscha (Chinook salmon)
Lineage: Eukaryota; Metazoa; Chordata; Actinopteri; Salmoniformes; Salmonidae
Product: mucin-2-like
Source: RefSeq, a predicted model, not a curated record
ACAACAACAACAACAGAAAGUCAAACAACAACAACUACUACAACUACCCCAACAUCAAAACCUACCACUACCCCAAUAGCAACUACAUCUACUUCAACAUCUAAACCUACCACUACCCCAACAACCCCUACUACAACUACCCCUACAACUAAACCUAACACUACCCCAACAAAAUAUCCUACCACUACCCCAACAACAUCUACUACCACUACCCCAACACCACCUACAACUACUCCAACAACAAAACCUACCACUACCUCAACAUCUACUACAACUACUUCAACAACUAAACAUACCACUACCCCAACAUCAAAACCUAUCACUAUCCAAACAACAACUACAGCUACUUCAACAACUAAACCUACCACUACCCCAACAGCUCCUACCACUACCCCAACAUCAAAACCUACCACUACCUCAACAACAUCUACUACAACAACAAAACCUACCAAUACCCCAGCAACUACUUCAGCUACUUCAACAACAAUUCCUACCACUACCCCAACAUCAAAACCUACCACUACCCCAACCACAACCAUAACCCCUACCCCUACCCCUACCCCCACAACAACCAUUACUCUGACAACAACCCCUUCCACUACGCCCACAACAACCCCGACUUCUCCAACACCCACUUCACCCACUACUACUCCACACUGCCUGACCAAGACAGUCUGUGAAUGGUCAGACUGGAUUAGCAAAUACUAUCCCUCUGUUGGACCAGAAGGAGGAGAUUUUGAAACCAUAGAAAAUAUAAGGAAAUCUGGUAUUGAUAUUUGUAGCCAACCUAAGGAAGUAGAAUGCAGAGCCAAAGACAACAUCCAUGUUCCUUUGGCCGAACUAGGUCAAAAUGUUGAAUGCAAUCCCUCAGUUGGACUGAUAUGCCGCAACAAGGAUCAAGGCAUCCCACCAAUAUGCUACAACUACGAGAUCAGAGUCAGAUGUUGUGUUGAUGUUUGUAGCAAUGAGACACCUACCACCUCAGAAAGGCACACAACUACCAUUAUAACAUCAACAACUACCCCAACAACAAGAACAACAACAGAAAGUCAAACAACAACAGAACGUCCGACAACAACAACAGAAAGUCCAACAACCACAUCUAAGUCAACAACUCAAUCCAUAACAACAAUAGUAACAGAGGAAGUUACAACUGGUCCAGAAUCAACAACACCUACCACCACAACAACAACAACAACCACCACAGAAAGUCCAUCAACCACAACAACAUCUAAGACAGCAACAUAUUCCACAACAACUGAAACAACAGAGGAAAUUACAACUGGUCCAGAAUCAACAACUCCCACAACAACCACUACACCAACAACAACAACAACAACAACCACAGAAAUCCCAUCAACCACAACAACAACUAAGAAAACAACAUAUUCUCCAACAGGUGAAACAACAGAGGAAAUUACGACUGGUCCUGAAUCAACAACUCCCACAACAACCACUACACCAACAACAACAACAACAACCACCACAGAAAUCCCAUCAACCACAACAACAACUAAGACAACAACAUAUUCUCCAACAGGUGAAACAACAGAGGAAAUUACGACUGGUCCUGAAUCAACAACACCUACUACCUCUACCACAACAACAACAACCACCACAGAAAGUCCAUCAACCACAGUAACGUCUAAGACAACAACAUAUUCCACAACAAGUGAAACAACAGAGGAAGUUACAACUGGUCCAGAAUCAACCCCUACCAUUACCCCAACGACAACCCCUACCAUUACCCCAACGACAAUCCCUACCAUUACCCCAACAACAACCCCUACCAUUACCCCAACAUCAACAACAACAGAAAGUCCAACAACAACAACAGAAAGUCCAACAACCACAACUACGCCAACAAUUCCAUCUACAACAACAAAAGUAACAGAGGAAGUUACAACUGGUCCAGAAUCCAAUACAACCCCAACAUCAAAACCUACCACUACCCCAUCAACUACUGCAACGACUUCAACAACACCUACUACAAUUUCUUCAACAACUAAACCUACCACUACCCCAACAACAACUACUGCAACUACCCCAACAACUAAACCUACCACAACCCCAACAACAACUCCUACCACUACCCCAACAUCAAAACCUUCUACUACCCCAACAACUACUGCAACUACUUCAACAACAACUACUACAGCUACUUCCACAACUAAACCUUCCACUACCCCAACAACAACUACUACAACUACCCCAACAUCAAAACCUGCCACUACCCCAAUAGCAACUACAUCUACUUCAACAUCUAAACCUACCACUACCCCAACAACCCCUACUACAACUACCCCUACAACUAAACCUAAUACUACCCCAACAAAAUAUCCUACCACUACCCCAACAACAUCUACUACCACUACCCCAACAUCAAAACCUAUCACUAUCCAAACAACAACUACAGCUACUUCAACAACUAAACCUACCACUACCCCAACAGCUCCUACCACUACCCCAACAUCAAAACCUACCACUACCUCAACAACAUCUACUACAACAACAAAACCUACCAAUACCCCAGCAACUACUUCAGCUAUUUUAACAACAAUUCCUACCACUAUCCCAACAUCAAAACCUACCACUACCCCAACAACUACUACAACUACCCUAACAACAAAACCUACUACUAACCCAACAACAACUGCAAAUACUUCAACAACUAAACCUGCCACUACCCAACCAAACACUACAGCUUCUUCAACAACUAAACCUACCAUUACCCCAACAACAGCUACUACCACUACUCCAACAUCUACUUCAACUACUUCAACAACUAAACCUACCAGUAACCCAACAUCUACUACAACAACCCCAACAUCAAAACCUACCACUACCCCAACGUCUACUACAACUACUCCCACAACUAAACCUACCACCUCCCCAACAACAACUCCUACCACUACCCCAACAACUGCAACCACUACCCCAACAUCUAAACCGACCACUACCCCAACAUCUAAACCUACCACUACCCUAACAACAAAACCUACAACUACUACAGCUACUUCAACAACAUCUCUUACCAGUAACCCAACAACAAAACCUACCACCACCCCAACAACUAUUACAACUACUUCAACAACAAAACCUACCACUACCCCAACAUCUACUACAACUACUUCAACAACUAAACCUACCACUACCCCAACAUCAAACUACCACUACGCAACUUCAACAACUAAACCUACCACUACCCCCCCAACAACUACAACAAAACCUACCACUACCCCAACAUCAAAACCUACCACUACCCCAACAACUACUACAACCCCAACAUCAAAACCUACCACUACCCCAUCAACUACUGCAACGACUUCAACAACACCUACUACAAUUUCUUCAACAACUAAACCUACCUCUACCCCAACAACAACUACUGCAACUACCCCAACAACUAAACCUACCACAACCCCAACAACAACUCCUACCACUACUCCAACAUCAAAACCUUCUAUUACCCCAACAACUACUGCAACUACUUCAACAACAACUACUACAGCUACUUCCACAACAAAACCUUCCACUACCCCAACAACACCCACUACAACUACCCCAACAACUAAACCUACAACUACCCCAAUAGCAACUACAUCUACUUCAACAUCUAAACCUACCACUACCCCAACAACCCCUACUACAACUACCCCUACAACUAAACCUAACAAUACCCCAACAAAAUAUCCUACCACUACCCCAACAACAUCUACUACCACUACCCCAAAACCACCUACAACUACUCCAACAACAAAACCUACCACUACCCCAACAUCAAAACCUACUACUACCCCAACAUCUACUACAACUACUUCAACAUCUAAACCUACCACUUCCCCAACAACAACUCCUACCACUACCCCAACAACAGCUCCUACCACUACCCUAACAACAAAACCUACAGCUACUACACUACUUCAACAA